Molecule: messenger RNA, 8177 nt
Organism: Rhipicephalus sanguineus (brown dog tick)
Lineage: Eukaryota; Metazoa; Arthropoda; Arachnida; Ixodida; Ixodidae
Product: structural maintenance of chromosomes flexible hinge domain-containing protein 1
Exons: 49
Coding region: 255-6395 (2046 amino acids)
Biological process (GO): chromosome organization; double-strand break repair
Cellular component (GO): chromosome
Molecular function (GO): protein binding; ATP binding
Source: RefSeq, a predicted model, not a curated record
UGAAAGCGACCCGAAAUCGUAGAUGGCGCUUGCUGAACGCGUCGUUUUUUAUUUCGUCGGAAUAUCAUAGCUGCAAGCGAAGUAAGUUUCUUCUAGCGCUCGUUGACGCCUUGCAAUGAAAACACGCACCCUCUUCCUGCUGUAUUUGCUACAUUCCCGAAGGGAUUAAGGGGCGUUUAGUUAGGAAAGUGUCGUUCCCUGUAUCCUUUUUUUAAUUUUUUUUUUCAACGAGGACGUUAGCUGUGGAAAACAAUAUGGCCGCAGCAAAUAAACAGUUUUUUGUUUACGACCGCCGAAAAAGCAAUACACCAGAGUCUGUGAUUGCCGUGGGGCCGAAGGAUGACUACCUGGAUCUAAGGACACGGAUAAUAAAGCACUAUGGGAUCGCCUCCUCGGAGCCAUUCGUUAUCUGCACAACAAACAGAGAAGAGAUUAACAAGGCUACUUACGAGAAGCUUGAAGGAGGCGAGACCCUGUAUGUGCUCAAGAACAUUGACCAAGAGCUCACAGGACAAACGUUUCAGAAGGUGGAGUACCUACCACAUUAUGACACAAUCAUCAAGUCUGGCAUGUACGAGUACUAUGCUUCUGAGGGACAGAAUCCACUGCCAUAUGCAUUUGCUGAGCUCAUUGACAAUUCCUUGGCAGCCACCAAGAACAAUGUUGGUAGUCGGAAAAUUGAGCUGAAACUGUACCUGGACGACAGCUCGCAGCAGGAGAGGAGCACCAUCCUUGUAAUGGACAAUGGCUGUGGCAUGACCUCCUGGCAGCUCAACAACUGGGCCAUCUACCGGCUGUCCAAAUUCAUUCGCAAGGAAAAGGCACUGCAGCUUGUAGAAGACGGUAACUCUAAAGAAGGGGCUCUGCACAAGCCUCGGUUUCUCAACAGUGAGAUCUCUUAUUUUGGAGCUGGUGGCAAGCAAGCUAUUUUCUUCAUUGGCAACUCGACCAGGAUGAUCACAAAACCACAAGGUUCAAAGGAUGUUCACGAGCUAGUCAUCUCGAAGGAUGAGUUUGAGCGGCGUGAGAAAGAGAAAGGGCUCAUCUACUCUGGCAACAUACUGAACAGAAAGCCUGGCGAUGCAAGUCACGUCAGUACAGAGGAAGAAGGUCUGCAGGAAGUCAUUGCAGAUGAAGUCAACAAGGAGCAGUUCACCUGUGUGGUCAUCUGGGGCAUCUCUAGCGAACAUGUCCAGUUCCUCAAGCAUAACUUCAACACCUGGUGCUCUCAGCUGGCACAUAUUUAUCACUACUACUUGCAUGGUCCAAAUGGAAAUGUUGCCCCGGAUGAGGCUAGCCGUGCACCAUCUCCAUACCGGCAUAUUGACAUUGAGGUAAGCCUAAUCAUGAAGAGCGGGCAGCACAAGGUGGCCAACCUGCGAGACAUUGAUACGGAUCCUGAGACUCUGUUGAUCCGCAGCACAUCCGACCGGUUUGACUUUAGGGCUACUGUAGACGGGACACGAGUGGUGGAAGGACAGCUGCGUUAUCACCCAUUUCUUUAUGAUCAUGAGAGCUAUCCAUCGGAGCACAGUGACCACAGAGAUGGUGACGAUGAAGAUGAGCUGAUGGCCAACGGUGUCAAGCCAGCCCGGGGUCAACGGCCUAUCUUUGAGUGCUUCUGGAAUGGCCGACUCAUCCCCUACACCACAAUCGAGGAGUUCGACUGGUGCAGCCCUCCCAAGAAGACAAGAAACAUUCCCCUUGAAUGCUUCAACAGGAUCUCAGGUGUCCUCUGGACAGAUGACGCAUUCCAAGUAAGCACCAACAAGCUCACUUUCAUGGAUCUGGAGAACAAGCUGCGGGAAAAGAACACCAUAUUUGCUCGGGUUGUCAAUGGCCAGGCGGUGCGUGCCAGCAUCGAGAAGCACUUCCUUGAAUGGCUGCAGUCGUGCCACGAGCACAGUGACAAGCAGAUCAUGUUUGAGUCCUUCCAGGAGACAAUCAGCCGGAGGGACACGCAGAAGUACAAGCAGUACCCCUGGGCUGUGUUCAAUGCCAUUGAGUGGGAUGGCAAGCGCUUCAAAAAAGGACAGCUGAUUAGGACACAACGAACAAAUCCAAUUAUUAUUGGCUCUAUCCGGAGGUUCCUUUUGUAUGGUGACUACACUGAGAAUGUCUGUGCGACAGGAGGGGAAGUGGAAAUCCAGCAGGAGCCAAAAUCGCUCUACGAUGAGGUGAAGAUCUUCCCACUAGCAAAGCUGGAUCGCAAGGUCACAGAUUCCAUGCUGCAGAAGAUAAUUGAUGAGGAAGAAGGCAGGUUGCCUUCAAAGCUGUAUGUGACAUGGCCUGAAGGAGAUCAGCUCUACCCAAAUGAGAAGCGGCCAGCUGGAAAGGCCAUAGGUGACAUCAAGGUGGAAAUUCAGAACAAAAAAGGGGAGAAUGUCAGCAAGCUACCUGGGGCUCAGAACAAGCGUCUCUCCGUGGAGAUGAAGAUCGUCUGGCACUCUGCAGCGGGUGAUAAGGUGGUCGCGCAGUACGUCUCUCCUCACAACAAGAACUGGGGCUACUGGUUUCGCAGGAUGGAGAACAUUCAGAAUUUGGGUGCCCACACACUUACCCUUCAAGCCAUGUUGAGCGACUCUACCACAGCUAUGACAUCUGGCAAGGAGUUGCCAUCAUUUAAGAUUCGUUUCACGGUGACAGAAGCUGCACCAGACAAGUUCAAUGUGGGUUACUUGGAGGGCCCAUUUCGUGUUGGCACACCCUUCCAGAUCCCGCUGGACUUUCUUGACAAGUAUGGGAACUCAACCAAGCCAUCUCCGGACCUCAGGCCAGAGCUCAAGGCCAAUGGCCUGGAAUUAUCCUACGAUGGUGUCCAAGCCAAAGGCAACACGCUGAUAAUCAAGGGCAUUGUGGCCAAGGGGAUUGUGGAGUCAAACUCGGGAAAGAGCUUCAAUCUGACCGUGAAAAUUCCUGGCCUCGAUGAGAACACACAGACCCUCAAGAUUCGCUUGCUUCCUGGGCCAGCACAUGAACUGCAGGUCCUGCCUGAAGUUGAAGACCAACUCUCAUUUGAAAAUGGUUCUACCCCAGCUUUCGACUUGGCUGUGCUUGAUAUGGCAGGAAACUAUACGUGUGAACCGAAGUUUGUCGUAAUUUGCAAGUUUCAGGCACCUCGUCAGACUGGCCUGCCCACCUACACAGUGGAUCUGUCAAACAGCUGCAAGGGCACCAUCACAGGCCCCCCUCUCACCCUGCGCCAAGUGCAGAAGGAAGAGAAGGUUACUGCCAAGUUUGAAGUCCAGAACUAUAAGAACAUAGCACAUGUGGAGAGAGUUCUGACACUGCUGCCAAGCCACCAGGCAGCUGCGCUGUACCUGUCUUGCACAGGAGAAGAUGGGAAUGAAAUGGAACUGGAAAAUGGCCGAGACCUUCCGUGGGUGGCAGGGGAGACAAUCACAGGGCUCAGGUUUGAGGUGCGUGAUGAAAUAGGGAAGCCCAUAACACUGACAAGCAGUCUCGUCUCCAAGCUCAAACUGAACUGGGCAUCUGACAUACCAAAGGACCAAGUCCUGGCGGGCCGCCUACCAGACAUCAUUUGCCCAUCAUCUGUGAAGCAGUCCCUUUUCUGCCACAUGUCCAUCAACUCUGGUCGUGCUGUGGACUUUUCCUUUACAGUGAAGCCAAAGAACGGUGAACCUGCCAUCCUGAAAGUGUCAUGCAAAGGGACGACUGAUGUGCGCAUUGGUGAAGUCCACCAGUCUGACAUUCUCAUCAGUCUCACAGACAAGUACCAGAAUCCAAUCAGAAAGCUGCACAUGAAGGACCUUGCUGAGCUUCUCAUCAUAGCUGAUGGCAUAGACUAUGGGGAUGUAGUGAAGUCCUUAGACCAGAGUUGUGGCUUUCAUGUGAAAGGCCUCAAGUUCAUGGACAGCAGCCUAGGAUGCAAGGAAGUUUGCUUCCAGUGGCGAAAGCUCAAAGACUACCUGCGACUUAACAUUGUUCCUGGUCCGCCUGCCAGCCUCGCUUACACAAACUACAACCCUGCGGAGCCUGUGACAGUGACGCCGGACGGAAAGAUCCCCAAGCCCUUGGUGGUACAGCUUCAGGAUGCCAGGGGUAAUCCUUCCUUGGAGCCCAACAUCAAGAUCAUCCUUGGCACAGACGAGGCUAUCAAGGCGAUACCUCCUCAGCAACCAGUGAAGACGGACUCCAAGGGAAAGGCUUCCUUCGGCAUUCUCACGCUUGCCCUCAAGAAUCCUGUUGCUCCCAAGCCAUGCGAGUUUAACAUCUGCUCCACCAACUGCCGAGGUCUUUUCACACUGGGCACAAAGGCAACUAUUGGCCGGACAAUCAUCAAUGGCCCUGUGCUGAAGCUGCACUUGACUUGUGACCCAGAAAAGCCAGUGGAGCUUAAUGUGGACUACAGAGGGAAAAAGACCUACACUGUGGCUGAUGAGUUGCCAGAGACGACUGUGCGCGUGGUCGCAGAAGAUGGCAAUGUCAUGUGCUCUGUUCUUGGGAAACAACUGAGCAUGAAGUUGACUCGUAUAGACUGUGCUCCAAAGAACCACCAAAAGGUAUUCACAGUAGCUCCAGCUGAAAACACAUCUUCCAAUGGCGUUUAUCACUUCAGAAAAGUGAGGGUGCCAGAAAAGUCUGGAGAAUAUAACAUGCAGUUCCACUUUAACAAUGGCAAGCAUGCGAUCAGCAGUACGAUUAUAUCGCUAACAGUUGUUCCGGAUAGUCCCGUGAAACUGGCGCCCCAGCAAGACCCUGUGAUUCCUUCAGUUUCUAACCAAUCCAAGUCCUCCUGUCGGAACCUGCUCAAGUACCUCAAGUUGGAUCUCACAGACCGAUUUGGCAACAACACAGCGAUGAAUAUGACUGGCGUGCUGACACUACAGGUGAUCUCUCCUGACCCAUCUGUGAAAGAAGUUCCGUACUUUGAAGGAAAUGUAAACCAGUACCAAGUGCCUAUCAGCAAAGGAUGCGCAGUGGUGCAAAACCUGCAAAUCCAAGAGAACACUGAGGGAGUGGAUGGUUUCCAGUACAUUCUGCGAUUUACACCCAAGUUGCACAAGACGGCCCUUCCCAAUUAUGAAGUGCCUUUUCUUUUCUACAACGAUGCAUCAAAACAAGAAGAGAUGGCGAAAUUAACCAAGAAGAGGACAGAUCUGCUGAAGCAGCUGCAGACUUUUGAGGACCUCUUCCAGACAACUGAGAACAUCUAUAUUGAACUCGAAGGCAGGAUGCUUUCACUGUAUCCUGUAUUUGAAAGAAAUGAUAGUUUUGAUGAAACGUUUGAGGGAAGGUCACUUUUUGUUGCAGCUGUAAUACGUGACGCCCAGACAGAAGAAUCCAAGUACAGGGGCGAACUGAGGAGGAUCGGGUUCAACAGCAAUUUCAUCAAGGAGGAGCAUCAUGUUGGUCCUGCCCUGAAGAUCUCUGAGCAACAGAAGCAGGCAUUGGACAAUAAGAACAGGCGUGUGUACGUGCCUCCACCUUACCCAGACGAGCCUGGUGUGCUUGGCAAGGUUGGCCACCUUGCUUGGGUGGAAGAGGAUGAUGUGUCUGCUGUCCUGUCGUGGCACAUGAGAGGGGACAUUGAUGUUGUGGUCACUGAGACAAUGGACAAGGCGAAGGAUAUCUAUCGCAAAACCAAUGGAAAGCAGCAGGUUAUCGCUCUGGACUCAAUUUUUAAGAGGAAUACAGCGAAGGCAUUGCCUCACCUAAGGAACAAGUCAUUCACUCCAACAGGGAAUCCCAAGUUUGCAUUAGACUACUUCAUAUUUCGGAAGGACCCUGAAGUCUGUCGAACUGUGUUUGCCAACUUCAUCGGGGAUACCAUUGUCCUAGACUCACUGGAUGAUGCUACCAAGUAUAGGACAGAGGUGACGAAGUUCUGUGCCUGCCCAACCUUGCUGGCCAAGACAGGUGAGCGCAUUGCAAGCACGGGUAAGUUUGGUGGCCACCAGAACCGGGCACCUGCCAUCGCCCAGCUUCAGGGUAACGUCUUUGGUGAGCCGCCCAUGAAGGACCUUGACAGAGUGCAAGAACAAAUUCAGCUCCUGAAGAAGCUUAGUGUGGCCAUGAAGAAACAGCGAGACGCACGGACAGAACUGGAGAAACAAAAGCAGAAGGACACUACUUUUGUGAUGAAGAAGAAGGACUAUGAGCAACUCAAGAAGGAGCUGGCAGGGGUUGAUGAGGCCAUUGCACGGCUCCAGUGUUCAGGUCAAGAUGAUGACCGGCUAGCUCUGCCUGUCCAAGACCUUGUGAGAAAUUCGCCCAGGCGCCAAUCUCUCCCAGCUGCACCAAUCAGCAGGUACCCUCCAGCUUCACCAAGAACACCCAGUGACAGCAGUAUGAAUGGCGUUUCUCGAAGAGGACGUGCUCCUCCCGCUCCUGCCACUGCACCUGUGGAAAGGAAACGCAGGCGGAUUACGUGAUGCACUCUAGGCUAACAUCAUCAUUCCACACGUUGCGACUUAGCCUGCUGUAGGAUACCUCACUUCACUUGGGCUUCAUUUGUAAUCAUACUGAAAAGGCUGUCUUCCUGGCGGCCUCUUUUUAUUUUUCUCCAUAUUUUUCUUACUGCUUUAUAUGCAAGGCACUCUAGACCCAUUUCUGUCUGUCUGCCACAACUGUUCGCACGGUCAUCAUUAGUUACUGCUGCCCACUAUGUCCUCUUUUAAUGUUGCUGACAGAUGUGUUGGUUCUCAUGUUUGUUCACAGUGAAAUAAUUUACAUGCUGAGUGUACAUGAGAGUGAAAACAUAUGAGGCGAGAAUGGCGUAGCGCAUGUAUAUAUAUAUAGAGAGUACAAAGAUGCGUGUGUCUGGUUAAAAGCUAUUAUUUUUUCCUUGUGGUGAAAGAAAAACCCUUGUUUUUCUACAUCAGUCACUGCUACAUUUUUUUUUUGUCACGUUAGUGUUCUGUUUCUGGAGAUACUGUGUAGGACUUUUUUUUUAUAUUUGGCUAGAAUUCAGAGCUGGUGGUGCAACUUAAGCUGACAGAAGUGGCCUGUAGGCAAAAGUAAUCAUUGUAAUGUGUGUACCAUUGUCACCAGCACUUGCAUGUGGCCCACUGCUGGCCAACAUUCUGCGCAACAAGUCUGUUUUGAGUUCUCUGGCUUACCUUUUCUUUUUACCAUUCUUGGGCUGAGCUGUAUCGGUUCCUAAACUCUUCAUUUAUUUCUGUCUCCAUAUUUACUGCACAUUAUCACUGGAACAGAAAUGUGUGUCAAGUUCUGUGUAUCGGACAUAUUCCACCUGUGCUAGCUUGUUAAACAUGCUGACGGCACAGACAUCAGCCUUUUGAUAUUCAGUGGGACAACAAUGAUUUGUUUCAUCUGUCGCAUUUCAUUGAACAUGGCAUAAUAUGGCUGAAAUUCUUUUGUGUAUAUUUUUGUUUUUACAUUUUUAUGUAGUUGUGGCACAUAUGCCUUUACCAGUGUUUAGAAUGAUCACUUGUCUAUAAUUGAUACGCUGCUAUGCUAUUAUUGAGACAUAAGACCAAAUUGAAAGUAUUGCAGGCCUGCAUGAUUCACAGCUUGCUAAAAUUAAAUUCUUUUGCUACUCACGAAAAGACUUCCGGCGAUUGUUCAAGGUGCUGUUAUUAACUGUGAACCAAAAGAAAUAUGAGAUUUGCAUCCUUGUCAAGCCAAUAAAUGUUUUUAAGCUUGUACUGUAAUUAUGAACAGUGGGCUUUUGAUCUACGCGCGUCUGUGGUUUGUUUUGUCCAAUCUAAUGAACUGAUUUUAUUACUAGCAUGAGUAAAACUCCUAAAACUGACGGAUGCCAUGAUUUGCUCUGUACCUGUGGGCAAGCAGUCAGCUGAAGUGUUGUUCUUGAACAAUUGUACAUAAUUGUGUCGCUCUUACGAGCUUGUUUGAAAGAAAUGUUUUACCCCUGUCUAGUUAUAGUUAGUAAGAAUUUCCAGGAAAACUGCAUCGGUGAAACUGUUUUUUCUUGCUGUUCUUGGGUGAUGUGUUGAGUGAAUCCCAACCACGUAAUACCGUUAAGCCCACCAAUGUCUGUUACCUGGGAGGUGUCCUGUUAUGCUGCUGGUUGUACCAUAUAUCUUUAUCACUGCAGAGUUGUUUGCUAAACAUAAGUCAUUUCAUGUUGAGGCCAUUCAUCUCCUACAGCCUACCUAUGUUUUAUGAUGACAAAGCUGGAGGCACCUUGUCCUUUUGCUUUUCUGACAAUAAAGUGCUAAUUCGAAAGCAUA